AAGGCUCUAUAACGAUGGACGCGGCGGUGCAAGACCUUGUAGGCGUACUACGCAACUUGAAGGAGUUUUCCGUGGACUCUUUUUCCAAUCGACUCUUUAACAAGUUGCGCUUAUGUGACAAUAUCAACGACUUUGUGCAGUAUAUUCCGGCUGAGGAAAACUACGGUGAACGACAGGAAGACCUCAGUAUCGAUGGGGUCGACGCUUCGGUUUACUUGAGGACCUUUGCUGAACAAGCUUUUGCUGAUGGCUUGUGCCAAGUUGACGACGAGAAAGACAAGUUCAAACUGAAAGACUGCGUACAGCGGGACAACGUCAAGGCCGCCAAGAGUCAGCUCUUGCCCAAUCUGACCUCGCUAUUCUACGCCGAACACAUCAACUGGGCUCUGAAGACCGCCGGUAAACCGUCUUUAACCGAACUAGGUGGACGAGAUGGUUUCGCGGAAGCAUACGAGAAGCGUGUCAGAUCCCAAGCCUUCGUUUCAUCUGAAAUAGCCAAAGAUCUGCUCGCUGGGAACCAUGAGUACAGUCUCGCUAUUCUCUUCGUUUGUGAAUACCUUCAUCAUGGACCUGGCACGGUUCCUUCGGUUGACAACGAGAUUUCGCAAUCACGAGCGGCAAGCGUACUGUGCGAAUGGAUCGGGCACUUCAGGACAGUAGACGCCAUGAACGUCUUGUCUGGCUUACUCUCGAAGGAUGGCAUGAAUCUACUAGCCACGAUCAGCAAGGCCUCCUCGAUGGUUUUCGCCGUCACCGUCGAUACCAAUCUAAGAUCGACUGGUCUGUUCGACCUCGCUGGGGCGAUAUUGCGCGACCCAGCUUUAUCCGGCGCCUUGUCCGAUGUUUUUGGAGGCAUCGCCGCCAUAAAUGCCACCAUCGGGGGGAGGUUGUCCACUCUUCUCGCUCUAGAUAUUCAGGCCUGGAGGUCCCAUUGCCAAGUCUUGGGGUCAACAUGGGAGACCCUUGCAGCGCAAUACGGCAAGGCGGCAUCGCAAGCUGUCAGCAAAGCUGAGCAAAGCUCUAUACACGUGAACGGCAAUGACGGAGAAGAAUUCGGCAGAGGGUUCUUGACGGGUGUGACCUUCGGCGGGGUCGGGGUGAAAUAUCUGCAAACGACUACUGUCACAGGCCAACAAGUAGCUGACUGGAUCAACAGAGGUCGUCACUCGUUUCCAACUAUGUUCAAGGCCGACUCACCGAACGUCAAAGAAGUCGACCGUUCGACGGAAACUUACAGCCCAAUUGCAUCUUGUUUCGUCGCUGGAACGAAGAUCGCGACUGUUCGUGGAGAAAUUCCGAUAGAAGAUAUUCGCGAAGGCGAGCACAUCUUGACGGACAACGAGACCAUCGCGUAUGGAACCGCUUCCGACGAGCAGGUCGUGUCGCGAUUGAAUGUGCCUGUUUUGAUAGGCUUCAAUGAUGAACCGGCUUUCUUCACUCCGGGACACGUCUUUCAUACCACAAGAGGUCUCCGCGCGAUAACGCCGGACAUUGCACAGGCUGAAAACGCCUGGCUUCAAGUUGGCAAAUUGGCUGUCGGUGAUAUCAUCUAUCGUCGGAGACCGAACGGAAAAGGUUAUGAUCUGGUGCCGAUCGAUUCCAUCCGGGUCGUUCAAAACGCAGAGGAUCAAAUGGUAUACGGAAUCCAUAUGCGCGAUGGUCACCGCAGAUAUCACGCCAACGGAUAUCUGGUUGCAGUCAAUUAUCCAGAGAUUACUAUCAAGUCUAUCGCGCGACUACUGUCUACCUUCAAGAGUCGUGAACGUAUGCGACUCCUUCGCGGCAUCAAGGAAUUACAGCCUUUAUUCCACAGGUUCGGCGUCGAUCAGAUGGACGAGAUUCUGAAUAGAGAGCUCGGCCAGAUCACGGCCGUGCAUACAACCGCGACUCGAUGCAAAGUCCAACACAAGCAUCGAUCUUCGUUACUUCAGGUCCGACGGACUUUUUCGCUCCAUCCUACCACACACACUCCUCAGACGAAAAAUUAUACCCUUCCGAAGGUCAAGAUACAUGAAGGGACAUUGUUGAUCGACGGGAAAGUCGUACCGCGAGUUCAGAUUGACACGAAACUGCACACAAUCCGAUGGACCCGUCCUGAACCAACUCAUGGGUGGGAACACGGAUACAUUCGACUAUGGGCAUCCGGACUUGACGGUGUCGGGAGCAUCUAUGUGUCGAGCGAGGAGGAUGCCAAUGCGGAGUCACUCGCUCGGGAAGGCUUGCCAACGAUCCCGUUUAUAGUUACCAAGGCCAACGUGAAACCUCACGACGAGGGUAAAGCGCUUCAGCAUGCUGCAGUCAAGAUCAUUCACCCAAACGCGUUGUCGCCAGAUCUGCAUAAAGACCUGAUCAAACCGGUUCCUUUCUGUCUUCAAGGCAUGAGCCCCACAGACAUGACAGACUCGCCUCGACGAGCGAUCACGGCUCACCCAGCUUUCGCGGAACCGGAGUCGGACGAAUCUUAUACGGACGGGGAAGACUACUACAAUAUUUUCGUCGAUAAAGAUCCCUGGGCCGUAAAGACCGACAAGGACCAGCCGAGUACACCGGUAGCAUUCGGUAAGAUAUCGUUUGCUACUCAUCACGUAGGAGGAGCGGAAGGAAUGUCGCUCCCAACGGUGCAGAUUGAAGUGCUCGACAAGAUUCGGGACGCCAUCAAUCAAGGCAAACAACCGGAUCAGCAAAUCGGGCCACUGUACGAGUGCGUCACGGAACUGGAUGACAAGAGUAACAUCGUCGCCACCAUAGAUAUGGUAUCGCCUACCGUGAUUAGCGCGCUGGCCGUCAAACCUGCCCCUGGCCAAGGGCAGACUUCUGAGGACGUUCUCCCUCCAACCUUUGACGUCGAUUUUGCGGAUUAUUCGCCAAUCAAGAGCAAGCUACCUUUCUUCUUCACGGUCCUCAAGCUUACCAUGUCGUGGGACUUUGAAUCAGUCACUGGCGUAGCCUACGCAUGGGAUCCUACAAAGGUAGGAUCCCUCGGGACCCGAUACAAAGUUGCUGGACAGCACAUCGACAUUAGCACUACCCUGGCCGUCAGGCGAUCAAUCGCCACAUCCUUAGCAGCCAUUCAUGCGACACCACCUGCGUUGACUGGUUUGCAUGGAUUUCAACCAGCCCCGAUAACCUUGGCUUUAGCGAAUCCAGGAACUGCUGGAUUGAACACCUCGGCGCUAGCGGAGAUGCCAGAUUAUAACGAUGCGACGCUACAAACCACUAGCCAAGGACUUUUACAAAAGGCGAUGCUUUAUCAUAUGGAAGAGGACGACAGGAAAAAUUUUGUAGGAGUGGUCAAACCGACGGUUGACGAGGCUGUCUUUCCCAGCGAGCUAGCGGAUAAUCUACCCGACGACCUGAAAACAUGGCUAAAAGAUACCUAUACACCGGCGUACAUAUCCUAUAUGCUCUCACAGGUGGAUCCGAGUUCAGAGACAUGGAAAGGAGACUUCGAUUCGGAGCAAAGGAACAAAAUUUGGUAUUGGUGGACCGGUCAAGGAGACGGUUCUCUCGCAAAGUCCUCUGAGUAUAACAAGCUGAACCAUGAAGCCGCUACCGCGGCCAUGAAAGUGCUGUAUGGAAAAUAUCUUGAACCGUACAAGGCAGACGGAGCGAGCUGGGCGCAGAAGUGGGGAAAGCAGUGUACCAAGCCCAUUUUCAUCAGGAACGUAAUGAAAAAGCCUAUCACCGCGGCCUUCAACCCCGUCCUGAAAUAUUGCAAUAUUCUAAACUAUCUCGACCCAAGCAAGGACUAUGCGGACGGUCUUUACAAGGCCACCAUUGCUCAAUGUGUCACCAAGACUUUGUCUUCAGCUUACAUCAAUCGCGAUGACAAGGAUGCCGCUCAGGCCAGCUCGUGGUUGAAAGACUCGAUGCUAGUUCUGAUCACCAAGGUCUUAAAUGACGAUCCCGCUAUAACGGAGCCUAUCAGGAGCAAUCUGAAGAAGGACCUAGCCGAGUUCCAGAAAGGCGAAGCAGUCUACGACAAUCUCAAUGCCGAACAGAAGGCAGCUCACAUCAUGGAGGUUGUAGCGACGCUGACAGUCAACCUGAGCGGCUGGAUGAGUGCGAUCGGGAAAGGUCUGGGCGCCGCAUUCAAACAAUUUUCGCGCUGGGGUAGGGCAACUGCCAUCUUUGAUGCCGGUCUUCAGAAGCUAUUGCCAGCGGCAGCCGGUAGGACUGCGCUUCUCAAGGGGUUAUAUAGUAUCGCCAUGGUCGGAAUGUAUGGUUACAUGGCGUACUCUCAGUUUGCACAAUGGAGCACGGCUAAACCGGAAGCGAAGGCUUCAGCGAUCAUCGCUACCUUGACGCUGGCUGUGGAGAGCGCCAAAGUGUCAUACAGCGCAUUCCAAAGCGUCAAGGCAUGGAGGCAAUCAGUUGCAGAUCGAGCACAACAGCAGGUUGACGCCGUCAUUCUCGACGACUCAUUCGACAUAGUCGCUCGCAAGGAUUCGUCAUUCUUGAUCAUCGAGAAGGAAUUGCAAGCCGAAUUUCCUGAGCUCGGCAUACAGGAAGCCAUUGGGGAAAAGAUCGCAGAGAAUACUGGAGCGACGAUUUACGAUCCCGAUCUUGACAUGGAAUAUGACGAGAUGUUCGACGUACCUCUCAACGAGGUCGAACCAACCCUUCCAGCCGGCAAGGUGUCUAGCAGAUUAGCCAAGGCGUUCAAUACACCCGCCAAUUGGUUGAAGGCCGCCAACAUCCUCCUCGGAGUGGCCAUGACAGUGACUAUGUCGAUCAGCUUAUACCGGAACUGGGGCGAUCUGACCAAGACCGGCAAGGCGCUCGGCGUGGUCCAGGUAGUGAUCCAGGCGCUGACGGUGAUUGCCGACGUGGUAGCAUUUGGCGUCGAUAUUGCUGUCACCGCUGGCGUCAUCGCGGCUGAUUGCACUUUAGCCCUGGCCAUACCUUUCGUUGGAGCGGUGCUCGCUGUUAUCGGGGUGGUCAUUCUCAUUUUGUCUCUGGCUCUGACAACGCAAGAGAAGAAGGACCCUCCGCCUACCGUUGUAGAGACCUUCUUGUCCGACAAGGGACAGCCAUGGGUUGCGGGACUCAAAGUCAAUCCUCCAGCCCAAUCGCUGCGAUACUUGCCCGAGAAGAACGAUUACACGGCGGGAUCUCAGCAGACGGUCAAGAUUACAAUUCAAAACCCUUCUGAUAAGAGCGUCGAGUUGAACGAGACCCGACUCAGCUUUGUGGGUGGCACGGGAGACAACGAUCUCUUUACGGACACAACUCUCGCGCUCAAGACCCCUGCCCAAGACGGGCCUAUCGUAGCCUCUGUUGACGGCUUGGUCUCGGCUAAGCUGGUUCCGACCAUCAAAGGCGAAAACACGUUCUAUGAUCUGGUAUUGAAAGGAAUCGGUGGCGCCUCGAACACGACCAGCCAUCUGAUCAUACCUGCCAACAAGACCUUUACAGUCGAGAUGGCAGGAACAAUCAACAAGGCCGGCAAGACCAUCCUCGGCAUCGUGGAGACUCUCUCAAACGGAGACCGCUGCCGGACGGCUCCUGUUUUUACCCGCAAAUGACAGUUCGAACGAAAUGACAGUAGUAUCAGAUGAUCGCGUACCUUCGGAUUACAGGCCUGAAAAAACAAGAAACAAUCGAAUCUAUAUUCGCAACUUCGUGUUUGUAUGUUAUCAAUCUGUAAGAAACCUCUGUCUGUGAAUGCAGUGUGACCCUUUGCACAAGAGGCAGGAGUGGCGUCAGUUUCAUCACCGAUAGCCAAGUAUAAGUGAGACGAGACUUGCAAUUCAUCAAUUUGAUGUUCUUCCUUUCAAGCGUGAUGUAGACUGUCGUGAUAUGAUUUCGACCAAUGUCCCGCAACAUACACUGCAAUCCGCC
This is a messenger RNA of Filobasidium floriforme, 5844 nucleotides long. RefSeq lists its product as uncharacterized. NCBI's taxonomy places the organism in Eukaryota, Fungi, Basidiomycota, Tremellomycetes, Filobasidiales, Filobasidiaceae. The record is from RefSeq and is a predicted model, not a curated record. Bases 15 to 5528 code for a protein of 1837 amino acids. The transcript has 10 exons.